GUUACUGAUACACGCCUCGUGAUGUUGUAAUGUGAUUUCCGCAACUGCAAGGGGGUCACGUUUGUAGUGCAAACUCGAGAAGAAUCCAUUCAUUUGUCGCAGUGAUCUUUCAGCGUCUGUAUUAAUAAAGGCUGAACAUGAUCAGGACGGCGGUGUGUCGGGCAGGGAGUGGUCUUUUAAAGCAUUCACGGCAAACCCUGCCUGCUUUAUGGGGGACCCGUGCUCAACAUCGAUGGGCUUCCAGCCUCCCUUUGAACACCGUGGUUCUGUUCGUGCCCCAGCAGGAAGCUUGGGUGGUGGAAAGAAUGGGCCGUUUCCACCGAAUCCUGGAACCAGGUCUAAACUUCCUGAUUCCCAUCUUGGACCGAGUUAAAUACGUUCAAAGCCUCAAAGAGAUAGUGAUCGAUGUGCCCGAGCAGUCAGCCGUUUCCCUCGACAAUGUGACGUUGCAGAUAGAUGGAGUUUUAUAUCUCAGGAUACUCGACCCAUUUAAGGCCAGUUAUGGAGUGGAGGACCCAGAAUAUGCUGUUACCCAGCUGGCACAGACCACCAUGAGAUCAGAGCUGGGAAAACUGACUCUGGACAAAGUGUUUAGGGAAAGAGAGUCCCUGAAUUCCAAUAUCGUUCACUCUAUAAACCAGGCAUCAGAUGAAUGGGGGAUUCGAUGUCUUCGAUACGAGAUCAAAGACAUUCACGUUCCUCCACGGGUAAAAGAGUCUAUGCAAAUGCAGGUGGAGGCCGAGCGGAAGAAGAGAGCCACUGUUCUGGAGUCAGAGGGGACGAGGGAGGCGGCCAUCAAUGUGGCUGAGGGUCGCAAACAGGCUCAGAUUCUGGCGUCUGAGGGGCAGAAAGCCGAACAGAUAAAUAAAGCUGCUGGUGAAGCGAAUGCUGUUUUGGCUAAAGCUGAGGCAAAGGCCAAAGCUAUCCAGCUGCUGUCCGAGGCGCUCACCGAGCAGAAUGGAAACGCUGCAGCAUCUUUAACGGUAGCUGAACAAUACGUCUCUGCUUUCUCCAACCUGGCCAAGGAAUCUAACACCAUCUUAUUGCCUUCCAACACAGGAGACAUCAGCAGCAUGGUCUCUCAGGCCAUGGCAAUAUACGGGAGUUUAUCAAAGACAAAGAGCGCAGCAGACAGUGGGACCGCUGAGACCAACGAGCCAGUUUGGAAAGAAGACGCUAUGUCUGAAACAGAAACUGGACAUAAAUAAUGGUUAAAGACGGAAAGCGUUGACACUGCAAAGAUUCUGGUUGUAGAAGACUGAUGCGAGAGAACCGAAAUGAUAAAAUCGCAGAAGAUUUUAUUGCGUGUAUGUUUUUGUUUAUUAUAAUAAAUAUGGAAUAUUUAGUUUUUCCUGAUAA
Puntigrus tetrazona (Sumatra barb) is the source of this 1359-nucleotide messenger RNA. It is a transcript of the gene stoml2, whose product is annotated as stomatin (EPB72)-like 2. Bases 138 to 1208 code for a protein of 356 amino acids. The record is from RefSeq and is a predicted model, not a curated record. Lineage: Eukaryota; Metazoa; Chordata; Actinopteri; Cypriniformes; Cyprinidae. The transcript has 10 exons. Gene Ontology annotation, cellular component: membrane.